Messenger RNA from Elgaria multicarinata webbii, 2356 nucleotides. Its product is annotated as immunoglobulin superfamily member 1-like. The transcript has 12 exons. The record is from RefSeq and is a predicted model, not a curated record. The coding region runs from base 103 to 2322 and encodes 739 amino acids. Lineage: Eukaryota; Metazoa; Chordata; Lepidosauria; Squamata; Anguidae.
AUUGCAGCAGGGCAGUGUUGUAUUAUGGAAACUGCAGCACCAAACUGAGAUGUUCAUUUUAGAGACAGGAGAUCUAUAAGCAGAUUGGACGAAAUCCUCAAGAUGAGGUCCUUCUCCUUCAGCAUCUUCUUCCUUGAAUGGUGGCUGACCAGGCAGAGAUGGACAGCUAGAGGAUACUAUAAAGCCAAACCUUCCAUCUUGGUGAUCCCCAGUGCGACGGUAGCUCUAGGGGGAAAUUUCACCAUCCUCUUCCAUAAUGAACAAUGGUCAGAUUUCAGUGAUGAAGUACACAUCUACAUAAGAGAACAGUUUUACCCCAAGCCGAAUGUCUCAGUGAGCCCCAGUCAAGUGGUUGCCGUGGGGGGAAAUCUCACGAUCCACUGCAAGAAUGAAUACUAUCAAGAAUCAGAGUUCUAUCUCAUCAAAGAAGGUGAUCUGGAUGUAUUGCAAAAGAAGAGGCCACGCAGGAAUUUGGCAGUAUUUCCCAUUACCAACGCCAAAGCAUCUGAUGGGGGAAUCUACUGGUGUUAUUAUGGUUUCCUUGCAAGCCCUGAUCAGCGAUACUCAUGUUUCAGUGACAAAGUCUACAUCAACAUAACAGAUCCUGCUCUCAACAAACCCUCCAUCAGAGUGAGACAGAAGGGACCGCAUGCUCUAGGCGCAAAGGUCCAAAUCCUCUGUGAGGGGCCAGAGAAGGGUCUGAACUUCUACUUCCACAAAUCCAUGGAACUGAUAGCAUCACAGAUGGCAAAAUCGGAGAGUUACAUGACCACAUUCACCAUCAACAUGGUCAGGCUGGAGGACGCAGGGAGCUACACUUGUCAAUAUCACCUCAGAGGAAAUCCCUUUGUGUGGUCAGAGCCAAGUGACCCUGUUGAGCUGGCUGUGAGGGCAGACUCACCUGUCGGGAACAUCAUCCGUCUGGCGGUGGCUGGCUUGGUCUUGCUGGUCUUGGUGUUGAUUGUGGCUGAGGCUGUCUAUCUUGCAACUAAUGGGAUCAUCUUUCCAGGAUGGUGGCUGACCAGGCAGAGAUGGACAGCUAGAGGAUACUAUAAACCCAAGCCUUCCAUUUCAGUGAUCCCCAGUGCGACGGUAGCUCUAGGGGGAAAUUUCACCAUCCUCUGUAAGAGCGAAGGGCACCAACGAACAGAAUUCCAGCUGUACAAAGAAGGGCCUCCUGCAUCAUUACAACUGCUCCAUACCGAAUUGACAGAGAGAGAUGAGGUUCUAUUUCCCAUUGUGAAUGCCCAACAAGCGCAUGGGGGGAUUUACCGCUGUAUCUUCCAAUCAGUCCAUAAUGAACAAUGGUCAGAUUACAGUGACGAAGUACACAUCUACAUAAGAGAACAGUUUUACCCCAAGCCGAAUGUCUCAGUGAGCCCCAGUCAAGUGGUUGCCGUGGGGGAAAAUCUCACGAUCCUCUGCAAGAAUGAAUACUAUCAAGAAUCAGAGUUCUAUCUCAUCAAAGAAGGUAAUCUGGAUGUAUUGCAAAAGAAGAGGCCAAGCUGGAAUUUGGCAGUAUUUCCCAUUACCAACGCCAAAGCAUCUGAUGGGGGAAUCUACUGGUGUUAUUAUGGUUUCAUUUCAAUCUCUGACCAUCGAUACUCAUAUUUCAGUGAGAGAGUAUACAUCAACAUAACAGAUCCUGCUCUCAACAAACCCUCCAUCAAAGUGAGACAGAAGGGACCACAUGCUCUGGGAGCAAAGGUCAAAAUGCUCUGUCAGGGGCCAGAGAAAGGUUUGAACUUCUACCUGUACAAAUCCAUGGAACUGAUACCAUCACAAACGGCAAAAUUAGAGAAGAACAUAACCACAUUCACCAUCAACAUGGUCAGGCUGGAGGACGCAGGGAGCUACACUUGUCAAUAUCAUCUUAGAGGAAAUCCCUUUGUGUGGUCAGAGCCAAGUCAGCCUGUUGAGCUGGUUGUGAGAGAUCCCAGCCUCUCCAAACCCUCCAUCAAGGUAAAACCCCGGGGAGAGGGUUCUCUAGGCAUGAACAUCACCAUUGAGUGCCAGGGGCCAGAGAAGGAUCUGAAGUACUUCCUGCUGAAAUCCAAGAAGCGGAUAGCACCACAGAUGACAAAUCCAGACAGAAACACAGCUGAAUUCUUGCUCUCCUUGAAGAGACAGGAGGAUGCAACAGACUAUACCUGUCAAUAUCACCGCAUUGGAAAUCCUUUUGUGUGGUCAGAGCCAAGUGACCCUGUUGAGCUGACUGGAAGUGGUAAGAAGCUGGCUUCAUGUGUUUCUUCUCCCUUCCUUCCAAAGUCCCGCUCCUUGCAAAUGGGCAUGAACCUUUGGGAUUAUAGGUGCACAGGCUAAACACUUCCAAUGGCAUCUGGGAGACAGAAUGAUG